Messenger RNA from Oikopleura dioica, 1761 nucleotides. Lineage: Eukaryota; Metazoa; Chordata; Appendicularia; Copelata; Oikopleuridae. The record is from the annotation of a GenBank genome assembly.
AUGGACAAAAUUCCAACACAAUCUAAAAAAGAGCAGGAGCUACUUGAGGAUUUACUCUCGGAUAUCUAUCACAGCCACAAUCGAAAUCUCCGCGACAAGGUAAUCGAGGGCAAGCUCAUAUCAAUCGAUGACGACUACAGCCAUGCUGACCUCCUUCGAAUGGAAACCCAAGAGCUUGAUUCCUUCCGAGCCGAUCUUGACGACAAUAUAUCGAAGCUAUCAAGCAAGCUAGUCAGGCUUACUUUGAAACAAAAUGGCAUCAAGGACGACAUCGCUCAAAAUUGUCAAGUCGUUUCCGCGAUUAUUCAGGCUUUCUCCUCGAAAAAGUCAAAAGGUCCUCUUCAGUCGACGUUUUCCGUAGAACCUCCUUUGGUAUCUGAUAAAGUGGCUUUCAACGAUUGGCUUUUAUCGCACAGGGCUUUGCUUAGGAUGGAAGUUGGGCUUCCGAACUCUUGGAGGAAGAAGAUCUGGCUGGGGCUUGCGGAAGAAUACUUCGAAGAAGUCGGGCUGGAUCGAAAACAACUCUUUCCUUCACUUUUCAAUUCUACUUUGACUGACGAUGACAAGCACCUGGACUACCAAAUCGUCAAAGAUCUUCACCGAACUGCCAACAUCGGCUCAACUCACGAUCAACAACGCUUGAAGCGAAUCUUGCUUGCUUAUGCUCGAUACAAUCCAGAAUGCGGUUACUGCCAGGGAUUCAACGUCAUCGUGGCCUUGAUAAUGGAAGUUAUGGAAACAGAGUGGGACACGCUGCAAGUUUUCAUUUUUAUGCUCCACGCGGUUUUGCCACCAGAAUAUCAUUCACACAAUCUUGAGGGGAUUCAAACGGAUUUGAAGGUCUUGGCGGACUUGAUGAAGACUUUCACGCCGAAAGUGAAUUCUCAUCUUAUCAAUCUCAGGGAAUCUUCGAUUCGGGAAAAUGGCCAUGAACCUCCUCUCGCCAGUCCGUACAUGAUGCAAUGGCUCCUCACAGCCUUCGGGACUUUCCUGCCAAAAAAAAUUGUCUAUCGCCUAUGGGAUGGACUUCUUCUUGACGGAAAUGAGAUUCUCAUCCGAGGUAUUCUCGCGAUUUGGAAGACAAAAGAAGAAGACCUUAUCGCUAUAGAAUCGACCGACAUGUUCUAUCAGUUCAUGUCGCGAAUGGUGAAUUCAAACAACGAAGACUUUAUUUGUGAGAAGGAUUUUUUCAAGACGAUUUACUCCAUUACCGCUUUUCCAAUGAAGAAUCUCUUUUCAUUGAGAAAGAAACAUCGAUCAGGAACUCUAGUUCAGAAGUCUGUUCCUAACAGUCCCAUCGAAAAACAAGGGGAAAUCAGAAAACCCAAAUCCUCAUUUUCUUGGUGGCCAAGCUUCGGAUACGCUCCCGUUCCGCGCAGUACAUCAUUUUCUACCCCUCUUCACUCACCGGACAUUGACAGCGGAAAAGACUUGGAAGAAAAGCCAAAGCCAAAAAUAUGGGAACAGAAGCGCUCGAAAUCCACGACGAGCAUCAAGGACGAAAGGCCUUCCGUCAACCCGAGAGAUCUUGAAAAGCAAGAGAUCGACAAGCUCUUCAAAAACUUCAAUAACGCUCGCAAGCCAAAGAUCGGAAUCAACUUCUUCAGCCGACCAUCGUCAUCGCCCAUUCAACCCAUCGAAAAACCCUCUGUUUUCAAUCACCUCUACCAGCGACAUCAGAAGCUUUCAGUCAAAGCGCAGCAAUCCUCCUUCAACCGAACAAAGUUUACCGAGCUCCUUUCUUCUUCUGACACCGAAUAA